AUGUCUGGAAGUUUUUAUUUUGUCAUGGUUGGUCAUCAUGACAAUCCUGUGUUUGAGAUGGAGUUCCUGCCAACAGGGAAGCCCGAGUCAAAGGUAACAUGGUUUUGUUAUUGUCAGCACCUUAACUCUUUCCUCUACCACUUUACCUGUCAAAUACCAACAGAAAGGAUUAUGAAACUUUAAAAAUUGACUGCAGCUGAACUACAGUAUACUACCAGGCUGUCUGUGUGCUGUGUUCACUAUGUCAACAAUCCAUACAUGCUGUGUUUUGAUGCUGAUAAUUUCAGUUUAUUUCCAUGUUUGACUAUAUUUGUUUCCUUCGCCACAGGAUGACCAUCGCCAUCUAAACCAGUUCAUUGCACAUGCAGCUCUGGAUUUGGUGGAUGAAAACAUGUGGCUGACCAACAAUAUGUACCUGAAGACUGUGGACAAGUUCAAUGAGUGGUUCGUGUCAGCCUUUGUUACUGCGGGUCAUAUCCUUUCACUGGAUUCUUCAUAUUUAAUCCCUCAAAGAGAGCUUGUAGAUGUUCAUAAGGACUGUUUUUAUUUUAUUCUUCAAAUAAUUGAGAACAUAUUUCGAAAAUCAUAAUAACGACUACACUAAUGGUGCUGACAUCUAUGUUAGAGGGAUAUUCUGGCGUAAAAUCAAUUUAGGGUCAAACACACUGUAACACAGAGAGAUGAAUUUUGCUGACUGCUUGCUUCUCUAGUUAUACCAACUUUACUAACGACCGCAGAUAGCAAUACACAGCAGUCUGAGGAGCUAUUAACAAACCUCAACCAAAACGCCACUCUAUAGCCACAAAUAAUGCUCAGAACAGCACCUAACUUCAUCAACAGUACAUAUAGGGUCUCAGCUAUAGCACUAGCCACCAAACAUCUUUUUAACUUUGCCUAAUUUCUUUACCAAAGAGACUUAACACAACUCACCCACUCUCUUCCAGCAGCCGCUUGUUUGUAGCUCGACCUCAACCAGUCCAUUACGGACUGCAGUGGGGUGACACAGCUCAAGGAAGAACAUUUAUGAUGAUUUCUUCAUGGAAAUGCAAUCAGACCGAGACGCUAAUGCAGAAGAACUACCGUGUCUGCAGAGCUAAAUGAUUAAUAUGGUGAUUAUUACUUAAUAAUCACUUGAGCUGCGUCACCCCACAGCAGUUUGCAAUAGACUGUUCUAAUAGGUGCUGUUCUGAGCAUUAGUUGUCGCUAUAGGAUGGCAUUUUGGUUGAGGUUUGUUUAUGGCUCCUCAGACUGCUGUGUAUUGCUAUUGUGCGGUCGUUACUAAAGUUGGUAUAACUAGGGAAGCAAGCGGUCGGCAACAUUCAUCUCUCUCGGGGGUGUCUAACUUGGUGUUAUGGUGUGUUUGACCCUAAAUUAAUUUUACACCGGAAUAUCCCUUUAAAGCUUGUAAAGAAGUUGCAUGUCUGGACUUUUUCUCAAACAAAACAAGCUUUUCAAAAUUAUAAACUCACAUGUUGUGAUUAGUGUUUCACAGAUUAAUUGAUAAUAAAGAAAGUACUCCAGCUGUAGCCCAGCUGUUAUUUCAAAGCUGUUAGCAAUAGAUAAUGUGAUUAUUCUUUGUAGGCUAGUCACAUUAUUUUCCAAUUCUGAAGCCAAGGAAUUCACUGGCAUGACUCAGUUUUCUUUAACAAUGCGCCCCACAUAUCAGAUUCAUCAUGCUGCAUGAUGUGCGGCAAGAAGAUGGGAUCAAAAACUUCUUUAAUGAUGUUUAUGAUUUAUACAUAAAGGUAAGUUUUCCUCUGUACGGUCUGGUACCUUAGCAUGAGAAGUAUAUUUGAAGUUUUUCUUUGUCUUUCUCACUUUGGACUGUAUUUAAUCAUUUUUUCUGUUUACAGUUUGCUAUGAAUCCAUUCUAUGAAAUCAACGCACCAAUCCGUUCUACAGCUUUUGAAAGGAAAGUGCAGUUUCUGGGAAAGAAACAUCUCCUGAAUUAA
Xyrichtys novacula (pearly razorfish) is the source of this 1952-nucleotide messenger RNA. The record is from the annotation of a GenBank genome assembly. NCBI's taxonomy places the organism in Eukaryota, Metazoa, Chordata, Actinopteri, Labriformes, Labridae.